GUAUCCUCAGCUCAAGGUAUCAAUGCUUAUGGAAAUACCUCAGUGGUGCAGAUAGGUAAUGUUUCAGGCUACAUUGAUACACCAGACCCACCAACGAUUAUCAGCUAUUUGCCUGGACUUCUGUACAAAUUUAGCUGUAGCUAUCCACUGGAAUACUUGGUUAACAAUACCCAGCUUGCUUCGUCAUCGGCUGCUAUUUCUGUAAGAGAGAACAAUGGUACUUUUAUCAGCACUUUGAAUUUGUUGCUUUACAAUGAUUCAACCUACAGCCAGCAGCUCCUUAUUCCAAGUACAGGUUUACCUUUGAAAACCAAAAUAUAUGCAGCUGUAAGAGCAACCAACCUUGAUGGCAGGUGGAAUGUUUUGAUGGACUACUGUUACACCACGCCAUCUGGUAAUCCCAGUGAUGAUCUUCGAUACGAUCUUUUUUUCAGCUGUGACAAGGACCCACAGACAACUAUAAUUGAAAAUGGCAAGAGCCAAAUGGGCCGGUUUUCUUUUGAGGUGUUUCGCUUUGUGAAGCACAAGAACCAGAAGAUGUCUACGGUCUUCCUUCACUGCGUGACAAAGCUGUGCAGAGCAGAUGACUGUCCCUUUCUUGUGCCAAUUUGCAGUAACAGAGAAAGAAGAGAUGCUGGUGGGAGGACAACUUGGAGCCCUCAGAGUGCCUCUGGCAAUGCUGUAAUCUCUGCUGGCCCCAUCAUUACAAGGAGCGAUGAGACGCCAACGAACAAUUCACAGCUUGCUCAUCCAAACGGACCUCCUUUCCAGCUGAACUCAGUCACCAGUGCACUGAUUUCAGGCAUUGUCGUCCUAGGAAUAACAAGCAUUUUGUUUUUUGUAUGUUCCCUAACUCUUCUGCACAGAAAGUGGCCCAACAGCUCAGUCUUGAGUGGCAUCCAAAACCCAAUUUUCAACUGA
This is a messenger RNA of Tauraco erythrolophus (red-crested turaco), 921 nucleotides long. The record is from RefSeq and is a predicted model, not a curated record. Lineage: Eukaryota; Metazoa; Chordata; Aves; Musophagiformes; Musophagidae.